GGACGAUCAACUUCCAUCUCCAGGAGCGCGCAGGGUCGCCCACAUUUCAUGCAGUCACCGUCUCCGGUGUCUGCUGCGUCCAACCUGGGACGUCGACGUGGCAUUGUCGCGGAAAGGGGGGGCAACUUGGACGACGUCGGUGACGACCACGACGGGAGGUUACUGUGGGCGGAGCAACGACGGGAGCUGAGGGAGGGUCGAGAGGAAGCAAUCAGGCGGGGGGUGGAGCGUCUGCGGAUGGACGGACAGGCGGAAGAAGUUGAGGAGCCAGAUGUGGGCUUCCGUUCGAAGAAGACGACGACAACAACGAAGGAGAAGGAGGGGACGGGAACGGGGGUUACGCCUCGCCAUCAGGGAACAGCGACAUGGGUGGGAAGGGCGGCAAGACGCAGGCGAAGAGCGGGAAUGGUCAUGGGCGGCCGAAGAAAGCACAAGCUAAGCCGAACGACGAAGACGGCGACGGCGAGGCAGAGGAGAAGCGAAACUUUUGGAGGGAUGGGCCACGCGUACAGCCGGAUGAAGGCGAGGGAGUGGAAAUGGAAUGACGUCGCCAGAAGAUUGAAGAAUGUCGGUGUGGAGAGGAAGGCGGAGAAAUGCGGGCAGAAGUGGGACAACCUCAUGCAGCAAUUCAAGAAAGUUCAUCAUUUUCAAUCGUCGUCGGGGGGAAUCGACUUCUUCCAAUUGAGCGCGAAGGAGAGGGCGAGCAAGGGCUUUAAUUUCAAUAUGGAUCGCGCCAUUUACGACAAGAUUAAAGGGUUGACCGGUUUGAACGAAACCAUUAACCCGAAAAACAUUAUAGACACUGGUGCCUCUCGCGGUGUGCAUUUGCCUUCGACGUCGAAUGCUGAUCCUGAAGCAGUUGGUGAUGCCGACGCCAGUGCGGGGGGAGACGAUGAGGAGGAGGGAUCGACUCGUGGUUCUUCCCAGACGAUGGGCAGCCCUAGUGCGUUUGGAAAGAGGAAGAGCACGCGGCAGCAGACGUUCGUGGCAAUGACCGAUUGCAUGGAGAAGCACGGUGCGUUGAUGGCGGCCACGAUGGAGAGUGCCAGCAAGCGGCAAUGCAACAUUCAGCUACGACAAUGUGAGGCAUUAGAAGCUGAAGUGCAAGUGCAGAAGACGCAUUACGCCACGUCCGAUGAAGUCAGCAAACUCAUGUGCCAUGCGUUGUUGGAAAUAGCAAAGGCUAUUCGCGAGCGAUAGAGUUUGUAGGCAUUGUGUUGUGUACCAGUGGCGCCGUGUAAUGUAGUACUCGGUUGACAGUUGGUGGUUUCCCGUUGUAGUCGGCUUCGUCGGCAAGGUGUCGUCUUCGUUUCGUGUAUGCUUCGAGUGUUGUUUUAGGACGGUUGGGCACAUCGGUUGCCCGCCUUGGUGGUUCGAGACGGGUAAUCCCGUCAUUCAAUUGAAUUCAAUUUGAAUUUGGAAAGUGCAGAAUGCACUUACCGUUGGUUUUAAAUUGUUGUGCUUCAAUCC
Chara braunii is the source of this 1470-nucleotide messenger RNA. The record is from the annotation of a GenBank genome assembly. NCBI's taxonomy places the organism in Eukaryota, Viridiplantae, Streptophyta, Charophyceae, Charales, Characeae.